GAGCCCCCAUACUCUUCACAAAACGGAAGUGUCAAAACCAGAGACCUCAAACACCUGUUAUCUUAUUUCAAUUUUGGCUUUGAGGUGCAUAGGCCAAGUCCAUCAAUUUUGAAUUUUCAAAAUUGUUUAGCAUCAUUAAAUGGCAGCAAUGUUGAAAAACAGUAGCAGUCCUUGGCCAAACACAACACACAGUGUUUCAUCAAGUCUCAAUGCCACUGAAGGGUUGGAGAGAAAUUAUCUAAGCUUCAGCCCACCAUAUGACUACUAUGAUUAUUACAAAUAUGGCCCUGGUCACGAAAAACCAUGUGAUUACCAAACCCAAGCAAGCCAUUUUCUCCCAGUACUGUACUCCCUGUUCUUUGUGGUGGGCUUCCUGGGCAACAUGCUAGUGCUGUGGGUGAUCCUGAGAGGUGCUCAGAUGAAAAGCAUGACUGACGUGUCUCUCCUAAACCUGGCCAUCGCUGACCUCCUACUGAUCUUCUCUCUCCCCUUCCUGGCUCACUAUGCCCGAGGUACCUGGGUUUUUGGUAGUGUCAUGUGCACUCUGGUCCUCAGUGUGUACCACAUCGGCUUUUAUGCUGGCAUUUUCUUUAUUGUGCUGAUGAGCAUCGACAGAUACUUGGCAAUCGUCCAUGCUGUGUUUGCCUUAAGAAUCCGAACAAAGACUUAUGGGAUUUUAGCUAGCAUGGCCAUCUGGAUUACAGCUACUGCAGCAUCAUUUCCUGAGUUACUAUAUCUUGGACUCAAAGAGAAUGACACUGAAGUUAGAUGCAGUUCUUAUCCAAAUGAUGCAAUUAACAAUGAUGUGAGAAGUGCAGCGUUCAUUAAAAUGAAUGUUUUAGGCCUGCUGAUUCCUCUGAGUAUCGUGGGAUUUUGUUACUCGAUGGUGCUCCGGAGGCUUCUGAUGCUUCGUACAUCCAAGAGACUGGCCAUUCGUCUUGUUGUUGUGGUGAUGGUGGUCUUCUUCUGCUGUUGGAUACCAUACAACAUUGCAGCAUUCCUCAAAGCACUGGAACUGCGGGGAAUCCUGCCUUCAGAUUGUAACUUAAGCAGAAAGAUCCAGCUGAUGCUGCAAACCACUGAAGCCGUGGCAUACUCACACAGCUGCCUCAAUCCAUUCCUCUAUGUGUUUGUGGGUGAAAAGUUCAAGAGGCACCUCGCCAGGCUCCUGCGCAAGACACCGUGCUUCCAAGUACAGUGUAUGAAGCGUUACAUGACCCAGGCCGCGGUCUCUGUGUAUUCACACACCACAAGUCUGGAUGAACGCUCAUUUGGCGUCUGAUUUAAUUUGUGUAUACUGUAUGUAUUUCUACUCCUGAGCAUAUUCAGAGUUGAGUUACGUAUAUGUAGUAAGGAUUUAAUACCAAAAUGGAGCACAUCAUUAUUCAGACAUCAGACAUAAUUCCAGCAGAUUUAAGAGCUAUUCAGAAGUUACUCAAGAGUUAUACAUGUUGGGUGGCAUUUGAGUAAACCACAUGGGUAUCUCAGUUGCGUACAAAUCUGACCCAUGGUUGACAUUGGAGGCGAUGGCGUCUUAACUGGAGACAUUGCUAAUUCUGAGGACUUUUUUUUUUAGAUGAAAUUAUGAACAACACGUAAAGUGAGCUCUAAGUGUAGCAGAUGAAUGCUCCAUCAGCUUAUCACUCAAACUUUAGCCAAACCAUGGCUACAUAAAGCAUUGCAUAUAAAUCAUAUGGUGGUACAAAAAAUACUGGAGGUGGCCUAAAUGCUAGUGAAAAACCCUAUCCCAUCUCUGAUCCACCAAAAAUCUUGCAACCUCAGAGUGUUAAUUACAGUUAGAUCAUUUCAAUAAUCUACACAGAAUUCCAAAUUGAAUACCCUUCUAAAAUGAUUCUGAGGAACUUUCCCUGGGUAAAUAUUCAAAAAUUUUUGGGCUUAAGUUGCCAACUCUGAAUAUGCUUCUUUAAUUUUUUUCUCUCUCAAUGCCUGGGUCACUAAAGGAUAAUUGGGCUGAUGUUGAGGGCAAUACGCUCCCACUGAUGAUUGCAGAAAGUGUCCAGAUUAAAGUUGGGUGCAACCCAGAUAAAAACAACUUAUAUUAAUUAUGUUCAGUACUUAUGAGUUUAAAU
Neoarius graeffei (lesser salmon catfish) is the source of this 2090-nucleotide messenger RNA. Its product is annotated as C-C chemokine receptor type 5-like. Gene Ontology annotation, cellular component: membrane. Gene Ontology annotation, molecular function: chemokine receptor activity. The record is from RefSeq and is a predicted model, not a curated record. Lineage: Eukaryota; Metazoa; Chordata; Actinopteri; Siluriformes; Ariidae. Gene Ontology annotation, biological process: immune response; G protein-coupled receptor signaling pathway; chemotaxis. The transcript has 4 exons. The coding region runs from base 140 to 1282 and encodes 380 amino acids.